GUUUUACUUGUUGCCUUGCCAAUAAUAUUUAUACGAUCUCGUCGAUAAUAGUUAUUUAUUUGUUCUAUCGACGAAGACAAAAAGUUUCAAGUCCGUGAUGAUUGUGAUACUACGGAUGUGAUCGGCGAUGGUUUCAGCUCCCAACCUUGUACGAAUCACUGGUAUCUCCUGGCCAAACUCUUCCACAGUCUCAGUCUCACACGCAUCUCUCUGUCACUCUCUAGAUUUGAAGCAUCGACCGUGGAGAUCUUAGACUUGUCAAAGCCCCUCAACUCUGACUCGCGACUUCGUCACCGGUUCUCGGUGCACUCUCUCUACUCGUGGGUCGCUGCUGCAAACUAUCGAGUCUGCGGCUGCUAAUGCCGGAGAAAAUGGAGUCGGAGGAGUGGUUGGGUCAAGUAACUCCGCCUCGACGUGACGGUGUCAUUUGGUCGAACACGUUACUUGCGGAGUUCGAUGUUGUGUUUCUCCGUAUGCAGACACGGAAGAAGAGCUUGGUGGCCAAAAUGUGUGCAAUGGGGGGGGGGGGGAUGCGAUUUGAGAGGCCGAACGAGAGACGACGAGGUAGCGAAGACUUGCUCGUCUCCUAACAGCCGACAAAUUUGCGGUCUUGAAUCCAAGAUCGAGAACGAAAAAAAAAGGAAGAAGCAGACGUACGCCAGCCUUUUCGGUGCUGCCAUCGCCUCCGGCCGGCGGCGACAACAGCGAAGCAACGUGUGGAACCGAAGCCUGCGAGGGUUGGAGUUAUCCUGACAGCCGGCGCCGCUGUGGCCUCGAAUGGCAGCAAGAAGGGUGAUGGUGAUGAUGAUGAUGAUGAUGAGAACAUGGACCACGCAGCAGCUGCUGCUGCUUUGGCCACAGUCGAAGUCGGCAGCUGAAGCCUUGGCAUUUCGGUCGAGCAGAUAAGCACCGAAUCCCACUUGCAGGUGGGCAGCACUGUUGCUGCUUGUGGAGGGGAUUCCAGAUAAGCCUCCUCUCCACCGAGAUGGACUCCGAGACACGCUGAUGACCUCCACCCUCUCACUGUGCACAUAAAGGUCGGAUCAAAUCUGUGCACAGGCUGUGGUACGCACCAGCUGCUUGAGGAAAUGCCUGCCUGCCAUGGGCUUCAAUGAUUUGACUUUGCCUAAUUUCACAGCUACAAUCUUCCAAGUUUUGACCUUGAUUCCCUACUUGUGCGCUAGAAUCCAACUCCAAAUCUGGGCAAUCAGAACCUGGAUCUCGUGGUCCUCCCUCAGCUUGGACCACAAUGGUGAUGAACAGUUGUGCAACUGGGCUACAAGAUAAGAAGACGCCACCCAACUCUCCCUGUUUGCAACAUGAGGCCAUCUGGAUCCGUGGUGGACAACACCAAUGCACCACGAUUUACUUGAGCAGCCUUUGUGCUUAUCCCAAAGAGGAGAGGAGAGGAGAGGAGAGGAUACUGUUGAGUGCUGCUGCUACGCGACUGUGGGGGCAGUCUUCCAGUCUCUCACAAGGGGAAGAACAUUGAUGGACUGAACUCAUUUUAGGUUGCACAAGGCACUGUUAUCCCAUGGAGGAAACAAUCCUGCCCUGUGUCCUGCAAUGAGGAAGCAAUCCCAUUAUUGAUCCUACAAGGUUGCAGAAGAGGCAUUUGCAGAGGAUAAUGCUGCCUGCAAAUGCAUCACAGUUACCAUGGAUGAUGAUGAUGGAUCAAACAUCAUGAGGGGGAGAAGGAAUCCCUCCACACGAGACGACAAAGGAAAUGGAUGCAGACAAAGACACACACAGCAGCAGCAGCGGCGGCAGCAAACGAAGCAAAGAAAAGCUGACCAUACCACGUUGACUUCUUUCUCCCUUCCUUCCCAAGAGAUCAUCAGAGGUUUAAUCUUCCGAGACCACAAGGCUCGAUCACCGACACAUCAACCCGAGAACAGAGUCAGCAUCAAUUAGCUGGACCAAAUCAUCUCCAAAUGCCAUACGGAACUGAUGUCAACUCUCUCGCUAAUCUCCAUCACCGGUCAUCUGAUCAGCAUCUGAAGGUGUCCAGAUAUUUUCCCCAUGAAGAUGAAGAGGAAGCAGAGGAAGACUCCAAACCGUCCUUCCUUUUUACCCAGUGUGUACCCUUCGCUUAUUUACUUGCGAGUGAGAUGUUGCUAUAGGACGACUCCGCCGGCCCCACCCUCACCAACCAGUCACUGGUCCCGCGCCGCCUCUGUGCACCCUUUCCCUCCCCUGCCCUUAUCCAUGAAUGUGUGUAAAUGAUGCGGGUGUACUGUAAUGUUACAUGUGAUGGGUUAGAGGACAGUAGCAGUAGUAAGUCCGUAUACGUAUGUGUGUAUGGAUACCUGCAUGCAUACCUGAAGCAUGACAUGGUCAUAAUAAUGGCAAUAAAAUGGGGAAGUCCAAGUUUUGGUAGGUGGUGGUGACCAGGUGAGGCAUAGGCAGCAGAGAGCCAUGCAGGUUUGCUCAUUAUAAGGAAUAGUGGUAUAAGAGACAAAAAGACUUGCCCAUCCAAUUCUGACCUCACAUCACCUGUCCACCCUAUCUCUCCCUCAGCAUCACAACACUUGAGCUUCUAUAUAAGCUCUUCCCGCUCCUCCCUUCUGUUAGCUACUCUUUGGCCCCUCCUCCGCCUCCUCUUCAUUCUCCCACACGGCAGCCUCCCCCACAAGUGCAGAAACAGCUUCAUUACAGAGAGAGAGAGAGAGAGAGAAAGAGAGGGCAGGUGUGUUUAAGUGUGCUUUAUGUUGGAUUAAGAGCGAGGGAGAGAGAGAGAGAGAGAGAGAGGGAGGGGGGGAAGGAAGCAUGUCAGUUUGCGAGGACAAGGAGAGACUGAGUGAGCCAUUGGUCGAGGGGAAGUGGGCGAGUCCAACCGAGGCGCCACGGCUCGAGCCCAAGGCGAGAAAGGACGUGACCGCGGCCGUGGUGGAGGCAAGAUCCAUACUGUGCCUGGCCUCCCCCAUGGCGCUCGCCGGCCUCCUCCUCUACUCGCGUUCCCUUGUCUCCAUGAUCUUCCUCGGCCGCCUCGGCCGUCUUCCACUUGCUGGCGGCGCGCUGGCCAUCGGGUUUGCUAACAUCACCGGAUAUUCCGUGCUCUCCGGACUCGCCAUGGGCAUGGAGCCCAUCUGCGGCCAGGCCUUCGGCGCCCGCCGCCCUGCCCUCCUCGGCCUCGCCCUCCACCGCGCGGUCCUGCUCCUCCUCGCCGCUUCCCUCCCCGUAUCCGCCCUCUGGGUCUCCAUGCGCCGCCUCCUCCUCCUCUGCGGCCAGGACGACGACAUCGCCGCCGCCGCCCAUGCCUACGUCCUCGCCUCCCUCCCCGACCUCCUCGUCCAGUCCUUGUUGCAUCCCAUCCGCAUCUACCUCCGCUCCCAGUCCAUCACCCUCCCUCUCACUUACUGCGCUGCCGCCGCCGCCGUCUUCCACCUCCCCGUCAACUACGUCCUCGUCUGCGUCCUCCGCCUCGGCAUCCGGGGCGUCGCGCUGGCCUCCGUGUGCACCAACCUCAACCUCCUCCUCCUCCUCCUCGUCUACAUCUACCACUCCGGCGUGCAUGAGCGCACGGGGGCGCUCAACAUCACGGCGGAGAGCUUCAGGGGCUGGCGGUCGCUGCUCAACCUCGCGAUACCCAGCUGCGUUUCGGUGUGCCUCGAGUGGUGGUGGUACGAGAUCAUGGUCCUGCUCUGCGGCCUCCUCCUCGAUCCCAAGUCCACCGUCGCGUCCAUGGGAAUCCUAAUCCAGACCACCUCGUUGAUCUACAUUUUCCCCUCCUCCCUCGGCUUCGGCGUGUCGACGCGCGUCGGCAACGAGCUGGGCGCGAACCGCCCCGACCGCGCCCGUCGCGCGGCCACGGUGGGCCUGGCCUGCGGCGCCGCGCUGGGGCUCCUCGCCUUCGCGUUCGCGGUGGCGGUCAGGAACGCGUGGGCGCGCAUGUUCACGUCCGACGGCGCCAUCGUGGGGCUGACCGCCGCCGUGCUCCCCAUCGUCGGCAUGUGCGAGCUGGGCAACUGCCCGCAGACGACGGGAUGCGGCGUGCUGCGGGGAAGCGCCCGCCCCCGCACCGGGGCCAACAUUAACCUCGGCUCCUUCUACGGCGUGGGGAUGCCGGUUGCCGCGGCGCUGGCCUUCUGGGGCGGCCUGGACUUCCCCGGGCUGUGGCUCGGCAUGCUCGCGGCGCAGGCCACGUGCGUCGCGCUAAUGCUGCUGGUCAUCCACCGCACCGACUGGCAGCUGCAGGCCCAGCGGGCGCAGCGUCUCACCGGCGGCCCUCUGAACACCGACGCCACAGUCGUCGUCGUCGUCGUCCAAGACAACGAUCUCGACGCAAUCAAGCAAGCCGCAAAGCUCGGAGCCCAACAACACUGAGAAGUCUGUGUGUGUGUGCGCGCGAUUCAUUUGUUGGUCAAACCAUUGACCGAUUGACUGCAUUACGCAGUAGUCGAUUGAGCUUCAUAUCUUCUUCCAUUCGUCGCCAUCACCCAAAUUCUUGUGAUCUUUUCGCAUGUGAAGGGAUCAAAUACUGUAGCAAAAGGGAAGAACAAUAAAACUCCUCAAGCUUCACACCA
Messenger RNA from Musa acuminata AAA Group (dessert banana), 4526 nucleotides. Its product is annotated as protein DETOXIFICATION 49-like. Gene Ontology annotation, cellular component: membrane. The record is from RefSeq and is a predicted model, not a curated record. Gene Ontology annotation, molecular function: xenobiotic transmembrane transporter activity; antiporter activity. Gene Ontology annotation, biological process: xenobiotic detoxification by transmembrane export across the plasma membrane. The transcript has 2 exons. Lineage: Eukaryota; Viridiplantae; Streptophyta; Magnoliopsida; Zingiberales; Musaceae. Bases 2770 to 4326 code for a protein of 518 amino acids.